This is a messenger RNA of Prunus armeniaca (apricot), 1290 nucleotides long. NCBI's taxonomy places the organism in Eukaryota, Viridiplantae, Streptophyta, Magnoliopsida, Rosales, Rosaceae. The record is from the annotation of a GenBank genome assembly.
AUGUCGAAUAUUGUUGAUAAUGGAAAUCAUCAAGGCGUAAGGACAAUAGCAGUGGCCGUAGACGAGGGCAUUGCCAGCCAAAAUGCUUUGAAAUGGGCUGUUACUCAUCUUCUCUAUGGAUCUACCCGUCAUACUCCUAUCAAGCUUCUCCAUGUUAUUAACCCUUCUAAUUCCAAUAAUACCCCCCAUGCAACUGGGCAAGCUCAUGAAGCUCCAAACAUGGACUUCAUGCUUCCAUUUCGGUGCUAUUGUACUCGCAAACGAGUACAAUGUGAGACUGUUGUGCUGGAGGAUCAAGAUGUGGCCGAGGCAUUACUUGACUACAUCUCCCGCAAUGGCAUUGAGUUUAUUGUUCUUGGUGCUACCGCUACAUCCAGGAUUGGGUUUUCUAGGCGUCUGUUCAAGGCAUCUGAGUCUAUUCCAGGCAGAGUCCUAAAGUUGGCACCACAUUUCUGCUCUGUAUACACCAUCAAACAAGGUAGGGUAUGCGAAGGGCGUGAAGCCUCUCGUCCUCUACCAAACAUUCGAGCAGCUGAUGAGAGGGCAGAAGAAUCUAAUCACAUAGGCAGAGCUCCAAGCAACAGAGCAUAUGAUGAGGUCUCAUUGCCUGACAAUGACAUCUCGCUUGGAAGACCAAGUACUGAUAGCAUAUCUUUUUACCAAAAUUUUGGGUCUGCUGAUAUGAGCCGAGUUCUUUCAGCAUCCUCAAAUUACUUGGAGAGUAUUGCAAAACUAGAAUCAGAUUUCAGCAGUUUCGAUUUGAACAUUCCACAUGAACUGUCAUCAACUGCCCAAGGAAUGCCAUUCCUGUCACAGAAAAUAUUCGAUGAAAUGGAAGAUGAGAUGAAAAGGCUUAGAGUGGAGCUGAAGCAAACGAUGGACAUGUACCAUGCAGCCUGCAAAGAAGCAGUGGCAGCAAAACAGAAGGCUAUUGAGCUGGAAGAGUGGAAAAUGAAAGAAGGGCAAAGACUAGAAGAGACACGACGUGCCCUAGAAGCAACUCUGGCAGCUAUGGAGAAGGAAAGAGCCAACUCUAAGGCAACAAUUUUGGCAGCUGAUGGCGGAGCAGCUGAGCGGUUUGCUGAGAAAGAGUUGCAAAGGACCAUAAAUGCAGAUCAGAUCUUCAAAGCUCUAAGAGAGGCUAAUGAUGAAGAGAAGAAAAGGGUUUUGGAUGCUUUAGGCCAGUCUCAUAUAGUUUUCAAAUACCAAAGCUUAAAAAAGAAAUCCCAGAUCGCUGUCCUGAGUGGUCGAAAGAUCGUUGUCCUGAAUUUGAUCUAUAUUGAACCUUGA